CCCAUAUCAAAACCCUCGCCGUCUCCCCCUGUCCCGUCCACCGGCGGCCAUGGACCCGCAGGUGACCCUCAACAUCAGGAGGAGCGAUAUUCUCGCCGCCGGCGAAGACCCCGAGACGCUCGAUGUUGGCUCAAAUCUGCUGCUGUACACCCUGUACGACUUCCUCCCGGCCCCGCCCGUCUCCCCCGCCGCCGCACGCUCGUUCGCCGCCGCGUCCUGGGUCCCCGACGGCGUCGACCGCAUCAGCUGCCUCCCCGACACGGUCCUCCGCGAAAUCCUCUCCCGCGUCCCCGCCAAGGACGCCGCGCGCACCGCCGCCCUCGCCUCGCGCUGGCGCCACCUCUGGCGCUCGGCGGCCCUCGCUCUCGUCGACAGCCACCUGCUCCCGGGCGGCGGCGCGCGCGGGCAGCUCGUCAUCGGCGCCCCCUCUCCCCGCGCCGUCACCGCCACGGUGUCCCGCGUCCUCGCGGAGCACCGGGGGCCCUUCCGCUGCGUCCACCUCACCCGCACCACCAUGGAUGAGCACCGGGGCGAGAUUGUGCGCUGGCUCGACACCCUCGCCGCCAAGGGGGUCCAAGACCUCGUCCUUGUCAACCGCCCCUGGCCGAUUGACCUGCGCCUCCCCGCCACGCUCUUCAGCUGCGCCCCCCUCACCCGCCUCUACCUCGGCGUGUGGAGGCUCCCGGAGACCGCCGCCGUGCCGCGCGGCGCCAGCUUCCCCAAUCUCAGGGAGCUCGGCCUGUGCUUGUAUUCCAUGGAGGACCGUGAUCUCGCAUUCAUGCUUGAAAGAUGCCCCGUCCUGGAGAUACUCGUCAUGAUGACAAGCCACAGCGGAGUGCGCCUCCGCCUCGUCAGCCAGAGCCUGCGGUGCGUUCAGCUGGGCUUCACCUACUUGGAGUACAUCGACGUGGUGGAUGCACCUCGCCUGGAGAGGAUCUUCCAGUGGGAGAUCACUAGCCCCAGCCUCUGCGUCAAGAAGCACUCUUCCAGGAUCAAGAUUGGACGUGCACCUAAUCUGCGUAUGCUGGGAUACCUUCUGCCAGGAGAGCAAGAAUUGGGGAUUACCAACACCGUCAUCGUGGCUGGGAGCAAGGAGAACAUUGUCCCUAGUGUCCAGAUUUUGGCCAUAGAGUUGCACUUUGGUGUCCGCGAUGCUGUCAAGAAAGUAUCUGGUUUUCUCAGAGGCUUCCCUAACCUCGAGACGCUCCAUGUCCAGUCGGUCCGCGUAUCUGAAAAGUCCACUGGCAAGGUCAAUCUCAAGUUCUGGCAGGAGGGCGGCCCCAUCAAAUGCGUCGUGGAGGGCAUGAAGAAGGUGUUCUUCUAUGAGUUCCGAGGGUCAAAAAGCGAGGUUGCUUUCCUCAAGUUUAUCGCGGAGAGAGGUCGCGUGCUGGAGCAGAUGGUGGUUGUGGUGGCCAUUGAGUGUUUCUCCUCAUGGGAUAAUGUGAAUGCCAAGCUGAAGCCUCUGGCCAGUGCGAAAUAGAAGAGCAAGACUUGCAAACUACAGCUCUUCAAGACCACGCUCACUGCCGGGGGAGGUCCUGCUUACAGCCACCCGCAGCUUCUGAUUUUGGAUGUGCUGACCCUUUUGACCUCGAGUACUACGACAAAGCAGAAAGGAUCUCUGUAAGUUAAUUAGUACCACCAUGAUGAGCCUCUUGUGUUGCAAGAGUACUGGUAACUAGCUUGACUUUGUGUUGCAAGACUACUUGGACAUGAAUUUCUCAUGGCAAUCUGUGGCGUCUUUUCUGCAUGAUGAGGUUGUUUGUACUCCCUCUGUUCACUUUUAUAAGACCUUGAAGACAUUUCAGACAAUGUGCAAAAAAGCCUAUUUUGAGUUGUCGGAAACGACUUACAAAAGUGAACGGAGGGAGUACCAAAUUCUGGAAUUCUUAUAUGCCUUGUGGGUGUAACAGAAUUAGUUAGUACCGAAUUUUUAACUUUCUAAGUCGAUCUGUUCAGUUGAUGGUAUGUUUUAUAGUA
Messenger RNA from Aegilops tauschii subsp. strangulata, 1980 nucleotides. RefSeq names its product FBD-associated F-box protein At4g13985-like. The record is from RefSeq and is a predicted model, not a curated record. Gene Ontology annotation, molecular function: protein binding. Lineage: Eukaryota; Viridiplantae; Streptophyta; Magnoliopsida; Poales; Poaceae.